GCGAAUAAUGUUGCCGUCCUUCCAGAAAAACUUGCUCCUCGACCCGCUUCUCCCGGGAGAGGUGUGAGCCGGCCAUCGAAACGGCUGAUUUCAGCUCAGAUAAUUCCGAGAAAUGAGGAGGUUGUGGCCGGUGAUGCUGAUCCUCGCAAGGAUCCUCGAGCCGCUCCUCGGGUGCCAGCUGCGUAACGACACCGACCACGCCGUCCCUUGUCAAAGAAGAUCGCGGGAGUUGGUGCUGUCCAGGCGGAGGCGUCUCGCUUUUCCACAGGGCAGUACGUUCGUGAUGACAGGGUCCAUCUUGCAACCGAUUCCCGUACAAUUGCCUAGUAAUUGGAACCUGGUGUUCGAGUUCGACGUGAUCUGGCCCAUACCGACCACGGAGGAUUACCAAAAGAAGAAGUAUAAGAAGAAGUACAAGAAGAGGCCGUGGAUGGUGAAACGACGCCAUCGGCGAGAGUUGUAUGCCACUUUUGAGAUGGCGUUGAACAGCCAAAACUUGCCGGGAAGAGAGUGUACGCUGAGAACGAUCUGCGAGGCGAGAACUUUGCUGGGUCCGCCUGGCGAUUCCUUCGUGGAGGAUGCCCUUCGAUUGAUAUUAAGCAACGUCGACGACGUGAGACGAGUCGACUCCUACGAUGUUGCUUACAGAACCGAGACGCCAUGCGACCUUGCUUACCCCUGCCCUGUUUCUCUCUUAAAGCUGCUGCUAUCUCAUUUGUACCAUUCUAACGAUCUAGGUUAAGAAUAAAG
This is a messenger RNA of Apis florea (little honeybee), 750 nucleotides long. RefSeq lists its product as uncharacterized. The record is from RefSeq and is a predicted model, not a curated record. Lineage: Eukaryota; Metazoa; Arthropoda; Insecta; Hymenoptera; Apidae.